GUUGCGGUACAAGCUGCUGGAGGGGGACGGCCCGGAGACGGGUUGGGUGAGCGUCAGGCUCCAGGCCAAGCGGCUGGUGGUGCCCGCAGUUCCGGACGCUGUGAUGGCAGGCCGGGAGGGUGGCCGCCAGGUCGGGGAGGCGGCGCCCGCGAUGACCUUCUACGCCAUCAGCGACGUGCACGUGGAGUGCAGGCAGAACCUGCAGUGGCUGCAGGAGCUGCCCAGGUUCGAGCGCUCUGCGAUCCUGGUGGCCGGCGACCUGGGCGUGUCUCUGAGGCAGAUUCGGGAGGCGCUGCUGCUCUUCCGGCAGAAGUUUGACCACGUGUUCUACUGCUUCGGCAACCACGAGUGCUGGGCACACGAGAGCGCCGGCGACGAGGACUUCGCCGCCUUCUCCGACUCGUUCGGGAAGCUGGAGGUGCUGCGCUCGGUGUGCGAGGAG
This is a messenger RNA of Prorocentrum cordatum, 442 nucleotides long. The record is from the annotation of a GenBank genome assembly. NCBI's taxonomy places the organism in Eukaryota, Dinophyceae, Prorocentrales, Prorocentraceae.